This is a messenger RNA of Pleuronectes platessa (European plaice), 1170 nucleotides long. Its product is annotated as calponin homology domain-containing protein DDB_G0272472. Lineage: Eukaryota; Metazoa; Chordata; Actinopteri; Pleuronectiformes; Pleuronectidae. Bases 135 to 1100 code for a protein of 321 amino acids. The transcript has 2 exons. The record is from RefSeq and is a predicted model, not a curated record.
ACUCUCAUCAAAGGAGAAACUUUUCAAGGGGACGGCUGCACAAGAAUCUGAAUAUAUCUGAAGUUAGGAUGGGACUGUCCUUCAACCUGUUAUAGGUUUAUUUGAGGAAGCUGGCUGCUAAGAACAAAGCUCUGAUGGAGCAGGGGGCAGGGACCGCUGCUCGAGGUGCAGAAAACACCUUUCUGAAGAGGCUGCUGGAUGCAGAGAACACCGCUCUGAAGAAAAAGGGUGUAUAUAACGUAAAUCUGGUUGAAGAAAACAUUGCACUGAAGAAGAAGCUGAUUGCUGCGAACAAAGCGCUGAUGGAGCAGCUGAACGAGAAAGCUGCUCUAGGUGCAGAAAACACCGCUCUGAAGAAGCAGGCUGUAUAUAACCUUGCUCUGGUUGAAGAAAACAUUGUACUGAAGAAGAAGCUUGAUGCUGCAAACACAGUUAUAAAGGAGCAUGUGGCAGAGAAAGCUAUUCGGGAAAACCUGGCUGGAGUAAACGCUGAUCUAGCCGCAGACAGACAUGCUCUGAAGAAAGAGCUAACUGAUAAGAACGCAACUCUGAGGAGGAUAUUCUCUACUGCCUCUCAGAUGAAUCAGGCCGGAGAGGAAUUGUUCAAGAUUGUGGAAACCUCAAGAAUUAGAGAUAAAGCCCUGGAGAAGAAGCUCGAAGAUCUGAAGACGACGCUAAAAGAGAAGGAGAAAGAAAACUUUUCCCUGAGCGUUGAUCUUCAGCUUCAGGACCAGGACAAGGUGAUAGUGGAACACAAGUGGAAGGAGAAAUUUAAAGAUUUGCAGGAGAACUAUGAAGAGAAGCUGAGGUGCAGUGUCCUUGAGCAGGUGGAAAAAGAGAGAAAGACGGAUGAGGCAAUUAAACUACUGAUUCUGCAGAAAAUUGAGCUUCAGAGAUUCACCUUGAAGACCAGUGAGUACAGAGAGAAGGUCAAGAAGGAGAUGAAGGGGAAGAAGAACCAGGAAAAGCAGGAAAAGAAAGAGCAACAGGAGAGAGAGAAGAAGGAGAAGGAGGAGAGGAAAAAACUGAAGAAGAGAGAGAAGAAGGAGGAAAGAGAAGAAGAAGUUUGGAAGAUGUUUUCAUGUUUUUGUUUUAAAUGACGGAACUCGUCCUAAUCUCCAUUCUCAUCUUCCUCUACCUCAACCCCCUCCUCAUCCUGACUCCCCCCAC